Phycomyces blakesleeanus NRRL 1555(-) is the source of this 1485-nucleotide messenger RNA. RefSeq lists its product as hypothetical. Lineage: Eukaryota; Fungi; Mucoromycota; Mucoromycetes; Mucorales; Phycomycetaceae. Bases 1 to 1260 code for a protein of 419 amino acids. Gene Ontology annotation, molecular function: protein binding. The transcript has a single exon. The record is from RefSeq and is a predicted model, not a curated record.
AUGUUGAAGCAGUCGAAUGGUGAGCAGAGUGCUCUCAUGGCAUUACCUAAUGAGCUCCUACUCUAUGUUCUCCGACGAUACUUGGACCUGGGAGACUUGUGGCAGCUGCUACAAGUGUCGAGGGACAUACGCUUCUUUGCAAUGGACACGAUUCACACCCGAUGGAAGUUUGAGGUGACCCCUAGUGCAGAAACGACAAUGAAGGUUCAGUGUAGAGCAGCGCUGAUUGCACUGGAAUCUCUGUCGUGUCAGUUGUCACUUCAGACAAGAGUCUAUACACUACAAUACCCACACGGACCAGAAACGUCUUCCCAACGACUCUUGACAUCUCCUACGGCCCUAGAACCAUUCAUGCUCGGCACUGAUAGAAGCCCGCUUUCGGCUGAUCUGGAACCACUUCCAGCCCAACUACCGUACGACGAUGACGAGAAUGAAUUUCUAUUGACGACGAUCACAUAUGACAACAAGCUCUUUAGCGAUCUGAUGCAGCGAGAAGAGCGUCUACAUCAACGCAUCAUCCGUGGCAUUUCGUCGUACAAGCACAAGUACGUUCUUAUCGAAGACAUUGACAUCCGCAACCGCAUACGCAGCGCUGUGGAUGUAAUAUUUCAUCACGCGGUGUUUGUUGCGGCCCUUUCCCGCUCUCCUGUCCGAUUGGCGUGCACACACGCUUCUUCAAAUAACCGUGCCUUGGCAGCCAUGAUUGUCCGACUAUUGACUCGUUUGGAUGCAGCGUUUCCGUCCUACUGUCGCGAGAUAACUUAUACCCUAGCAGACAACAUCAAGGCGUUUCUGGAGUACACGGGGUAUAAGUUACUAGCCAUGAACCAGCAGCAUGACCCAUUAGUGCUCUACAAUAUGGUGUUCGGUGCAGCGUGUCGCCAGUCAAGUGUGUGUGAACACCCACGGCUGCCAUCCCUGGUCCGUCAGAACCGGCAGUCAUCACUCUUACACACCCUUCACAGCAUUUCGGCCUGCUUUGAUCUGAUGGGAGCUGCCUUUAUUGGAAAGAUUCUGAGUGAGAGUCAUGUAGAAUGUGCUGUCCAACGUACAUGUGAACUGUUAUCGGAUGACCAUCUCCGUUCCGUCAAACGUGCUUUACUAGUAGACCUCUUGGAGGGUUGGCUGACCAUCAAACGGGGGUUAGUAGCAGGUGAAUUGUGUAGACUUGUGCGGUUGGAGAUCGACAAGUGUGAUCGCCACGGGUAUGCUGCUCCCCGACGGCAACUUACUCGUCAUUAUGCUGCAUUAAUUGAAUAAGUUAAAAUAUUAUUUUUAUUCCUAUUUUAUCUCCUCCUCCUCCUCCUCCUCCUCUUAUUCUUCCUCUUCAUCCUUUUCUUCUUCUUCUUCUUUUUUUUUAUAUCUCAUUCAUCAAACUCUCCUCAACAUGUGCUUGCUUAAUAGCUUGCCGUCUCAUGCUUUUCUUUAUUCUCUAUUACAAUCAACAACACCAAUAAACAACAAGGACAAAAGUAAAGGAACAAA